Messenger RNA from Helianthus annuus (common sunflower), 4810 nucleotides. RefSeq names its product glutathione S-transferase T3-like. The record is from RefSeq and is a predicted model, not a curated record. The coding region runs from base 1859 to 3010 and encodes 383 amino acids. The transcript is spliced from 2 exons. Lineage: Eukaryota; Viridiplantae; Streptophyta; Magnoliopsida; Asterales; Asteraceae.
UUUUUUUUCGUGAAAACAUGGACCAAGUUUCUAGGAAAAUCUGGGUUGUUGAAGCAGCCGUUUACGCGACAGGAGAAUACUGUUAUUCAGACGUGUGUUGUUGCUACUUCUGGCAUCGCGUUUUCUGGUAUGUUUUUUUUAACGGCAAAUGUUACUCUAUUUUACCGUAUAUUUUAGGUUAGUUUAUUUCUGGUAGGUACUGUUUCGAUACACGCUAGCUAAUUGUUGGGCAUAAGCUUUAGGGUGUAAGGGGUGCUCACCUAAUAGGUGAGUCCCCCCUCUUACACGUAACCAACCAGAAUAAGCCACGUCAACUCCCCUCUAACACUCCCCUAAUACCCCUUUUUGAUGGCGGCACUCCCCUAUUAGGGGAGUUGGUUUCGAAAGUUGUGCCAUCUUCGAAAGAUGGUUUCGAAAGUUGUGCCAUCUUCGAAAGAUGGUUUCGAAAGAUGGCAGGGGACGGCGGAGGACGGCUGAGCAACGGUCUCCCUCGAAAGUUGUGCCAUCUUCACGCGGUGAACCCACACCCAAAACCCACCCCGAUUCGGGACCCCGCGGUGAUGGCGGCGGUGUUCCCGAUCGGGGAAAGGCCUCACCGAAACCCCUUACCGAGUACGCCCCGGACACCCUUAUGUGAUUUGGGAAUUAUAGAUCUGAAACAUGUGUGAUAAAAAGUGUGGAAACAGUGUCAAUGAUUAUUGAGUUAACUGCCAUUUUCGUCUAGUGGUUUGGUGGAAAAUGCCACUUCAGUCUAAAAAGAAAUUUGCGUCAGUUCUGUCCUCAACAUUUUUGAUACGUGUCAAUUCAGUCCAAAAAGAUAACGUCCGUUAAAACGUUGAGGACGGAACUGGUGCAAGGCGUUAUCUUUUUGAACUGAAAUGACACGUUUUAAAAAAUGUUGAGGACGGAACUGGCGGAAUUUUUUUUUUCUAGUGGUGUUUUUUUACCAAACCACGGGGACGAAAAUGACAGUUAACUUAUGAUUAUUUAUGUGAGAGUGAUGGGGGUAAUUUUUGUUUAUUUGGAAAGUGAAAUUUAGUUAAUCUUUUUUAAACAGUUGUUUGGGGAUAUUUUAUCCAAUACUAGAUUAUGUUUAGUAUUUCACUAUAGUUAAUGCACGUUUUUCUAAUAAUAAAAGGCCUUAAACUUAUGAUAUUGUUGUGGUAUCAAAUGUAUUUCAUUUAAGUUACUUUAUUUUAAAAAGUUCUAAAAUUUAUGAAAUAAUUAUAACUAAUGGAACAAUUAAUGAAACUUGAGUAAUUUUUAUGUUAAGAAUUAUCAAUGAUUGUACUAAGAAUGAUGCUAAAACUUGGUUAUUGUUUAAUAAUUUUAGCAUAUUCUAGUUUUCAUAUUUCAUAAUCCAUACAGAUUGUUUUACCAAAAUGUAAUUUAUUGCUUAUUCAUGUUUGCUAUAAAAUAAUCACAUGAUUCCUCGCAUACAAAUUAUAUGAAUCCGAAUUUCCUUCCCAUAAAUAUGGACAUGAAGUGAUCACCUCCUAACUAAUUGGCUCUUUUCUUAAGACCCCCGUAACGGGGCGUUUUUUUUAAAAAAAAUUGCCAAAUAACGCCCAAAAACGCCGGAACCCCCAUUACACGGGGCGUUUCCGGGCGUUUUUUUUUAAAAAAAAUUGAGUUGGCGUGGUUAUUAAAACGCUGUUAAAUUGAAAGGUGGCAAAAAUUCGACCGUUGCCAACGGUCAAAAACUUAUUUAUUUUUUUUUUUUAAUUCUAAAUUUUACCCACUAUAUAUAUAUCAAUCCAUUUUCUUCAUUUUUUUAUAAACUUUCUACUACUUUCUAACCCACUCUCUUCUACUACUUUAUAAAAAAACCUCCACUUUCUCCUAUUUAUUUACAAGUAUGCAUCCAUACCGACCCCCGUUUGGUGGCCCCGCAAGACCCACGAACCCGAACACAACCCAACCGCAAACCCCGUACAACCUACAAGACAUGGACCCGAGCUUUUUAACUUACGCGGCUUUCUUGAGUGGCGCCUCUCCUUUUGUUCCUCCCACCUACGGCUUUGGUCAAGCCGGCGGGUCGCAACCGUCACAACCCGAACCCGAAUCCGAACCCGAUGUCGAGGUCGUGCCGGAGUCGCAACCCGAACCGGUGCAAGACAAAUCGAAACGCGGCAGAAGGUCGCAUAAAAAGAAGGAAAAGGAUGAGCCUCGACGUGCAAAAACAACCAUUAAAUGGACGAAGGACGAGGAAUACACGUUGAGUCGGGCGUGGCUCGAUAUUUCGGAGGACGAAGAUACCGCAAACUUUCAAACGGGCCCCGUUUUUUGGGAUAGGGUGCGUGCACUCUUUUAUAGCUCGUGGGGUCAAGGCGAGCAUCGGGACAAGGAUUCAAUUUCUAGCAAAUGGACCGACAUCAACAACAAAUGUCACGCGUUUCAAGAAGUUUACCAACGUAACUACGACAAUCGCCCGAGCGGUGAAAGUGACGUCGGGGUUUUAACAAAGACUUUGGAGGAGUUCGAUCGGACGAAAAGCCCUUUCACGUACUAUAAGUGUUGGGAGCUUCUACGAAAAAGUCCAAAGUGGGCGCUUGUUAAUCCAAUGACGUCAAGUAGUAGACGCCGGGCUAAAAGGUCAAAAACAUCAUCCUCCGCCGACCCGUCAACUCCGACAUCCGAUGCCCGUAAUGUUAAUUUAAAUGAAACGUUGGACGUCGACGAGCAAAUUCAAGAAGAGUUGGCCCGACCCACCGGUAGAAGAAAGGGAACGGGGAAAAAAACGGUCGAGUCGUCUUCCGAUCUCGAACUAAAGGAUGAUUUCGAGGAGAUGAACCGUCGUCUCCAAGAUAUUCGCGACCUCGGCCACAAACGUUGGGAGAUUAUGAAAGACCGAGUAGUUGAAACCAAAAAGUUCAACGAGUUGCAAGAGGCGCGACAAAUGGAAAAGGACAUUGAGUUUUUGUCCAAACCGAUCGACCACCUCCAAGGCGACGCGUUGAUCUUGGCUCAAAUGCGUCGCCAAAAAAUACGAGAAAAAUAUGGACUUUAGAUCAUCUAGUUUUUUUUUUUUUUUUUUCGGUUAUUUUAAUUUUCUGUUUUUUUUUCUGUUUUUUUUUUCGGUUAUAUUAAUUUUCUGUUUUUUUUAGUAUUUUUUUUCAAGUAUUGUAAUUUAUAUUUUAAUUUAUGGAAGACUUUAUCUUUUAUAUUUAAAAAAAAAAUAAAUGUAAAAUGAUUGAGUGGGCAUUAUUUGGAUAAUGCCCCACUACACCUUUUUUUCCUAUAAUGCCCAAAGUGUGACUAGGCGACACGUGGCGGAUAAUGCCCCAUGUUGGGGGCAUUAUUCUUGAUUACCAUUACGCAUGGUCUAAUAAAUGUGAAAUGCUGUAAUUGAGUUUUCUUUUAUUGUUUAAAAAAUAGGUUUGUUUUUUUAAACAGCAAAUUUUCUUUUAAUCUCUGUUGUCAGUGAGACUUGAACUCAAGAUCUCCUUAUCUUAAACCCGAGUAUUUAAAGGUUUUAUCUUACCAAUAGAUCAUCACUUUUUGGUAAAUAAAAUAGAUUUGUUAAUUAUAGUCUUGUGAGUUAUUCUUAUUAUUAAUCAUCUUUAAAAAGAUAAAUGUUUUAUUCAUGGUAUACUUUUAUAUAUCUAACAUAUUAUUCUUAAGUAUUUGAUGAAUUUCUUUUAUUUUUGUCAUAUGUGUGACUUAAACCCAAAAUCCCUUCCUCUCAAUGCUACCCUUUGAUAUUGGAUAAGUGUAAAUAACAGAAAAUUUAAAACACAUACCCAUAUCAAUACAUAUUUUAUAUAUUUUAAUAAUUAUCAUCUUAAAAGUCAUAUAAUCUACAUAAAUGUCUCCUUCCUCUUUGAAAUUUCUGAUGAAGCAGCUCACGUAUAAGUCGUGUGGGGUCUAGCACAAAUAUAGGCGUGAAAUCAGGAUACCAAUCGUGUGGUUCACAUCCUAUCAUCCACUUGACUUCUAAUCUUCCAAGUCAGCUUGAUAGUGUCUAUCACAUACUUUUCUCAAUAAUUGUUUUAAUUUGGUCUAAUUUUUUAAUUGAGAAAAAUCUCGGAUAGUCCUUAUAUUUUGUCCAUUUUUCAUCUUUAGUCCCUAACUUUUUAAAAUUUUUAUCCUUCUAAAUUUUCAAUUAAGCAUAUAGAGAAUACAUAUUGCUAGAAUAAAUAAAAUACACUUUGAUACUACUUAGUCGACUUCAAAUGGUCAUCCAUAUUAAUGUCAUGACUUCGAGAUCUAUGAACGUGGUUUUUAAAAGACUUAGUUCUACUAUUCAAAAAGGAUACCGGCGCAGUUUGUUACUCGUUUACCAUCUAUCUCGAUGUAAGUUAAUAUGUAUCAUAAAAUUUACUUUGAUACUUAUCAAAUCAAAUAACACACCUCUUAUUCACAUAGGAUUGAUCUACUUAAAAACCAAAAAGAAAUCUAAUUUGAGUUUUCAAAAAGAUAUGUUAUAAUUUUUUUUAAUUAAAACAAAGAAAUUAAAGCAAUUAUUAAGUUCUUUCUUGUGUGGUGUCGCUAUCAAUUUUCUUUUUGUAAAUAUCAACUUUAGAUUCUCGUCUAUGAUUAGGCAUGGUGGUAUAUUGGUCCCAUUUUCGACUUAUGAAUAGAGUCCAUGAGCUGGCAACUAGAUAUGUGAACAUGUAUAAUUCCACUUACUUGUUUUUAUCGAAGACAUGAAACAUUCAAUGUUAUACACGUUAGCUAUAUAAAUAUCACACUAUAUGAGUUUUAAUUAUUGUUAUAAAGAUCUUGCGAUAACAAGAAAACGACUUUAAUUCGUCUAUAUUUUUAUAUUUGAUUCAUAUUUUUAAAAUUUUAUAUUUUUUACGAGCCC